This is a messenger RNA of Plasmodium gonderi, 2424 nucleotides long. Its product is annotated as cytoskeleton associated protein. The transcript is spliced from 3 exons. NCBI's taxonomy places the organism in Eukaryota, Apicomplexa, Aconoidasida, Haemosporida, Plasmodiidae. The record is from RefSeq and is a predicted model, not a curated record. The coding region runs from base 1 to 2424 and encodes 807 amino acids.
AUGGAAAACUUGCUCGAUAACAAGAAAGAAUUAUUCGUAGGCAUCCGAGUGUUCAGUUGCAACUUCAGAAAAUUGGAUGUAAGCCAAGUGGGAAUUCAGUUAAAUAUUCCAGAUGCAGCAGAAUUGGAAAUUGGGAACCAGGAAUCCUCUCUGUUUAAUCAAACCGAAGGAUCUGGAAAAUGCAGUGGCGAGAUGAUAAGUGCUGACGGGAAGUUACACGAUUCAAGCUCCUCAGAAACACAGGUAGACAGUGAAGUGGUAGAUGAAAAUUUGGCAAUGUACCUGUUUAACGAGAAAAUAAACAUAAAGGUAGGAACAGUGCGAUUCAUUGGGACGCUAAAGAAUCAUCCCCAGCCGAAGCAAACAUUUUACGGAAUCGAAUGGGACAACAUAAUGGAAGGGAAAAAUUUUGGAGAUUUCAGAAAUGAGUUUUACUUUUCGCCUUUACAUUUGCUGAAGAGGGAAGAAACAAAAAGGUUCUACAAUUUGGCUAGUCACGAUUAUGGAAAUGGGUUCAGGGAAGACACAAAAAAAUGUAUGAAGAAACUAUGCAUAUGGAACAGAAACUUGAAACCAUGCUCCUUUUUGCCAAUAGACAAAAUACACGUAGGGUUAACAUUUGUUCAAGCUUUAAAUUUUAGAUACAAGUAUUUUCUUUCGGAUUCGGAUUUAUAUGUUGAAGAUUAUCAAACGAAGAAAACUAAAAAAGUUCAAUUUAGUGGAGAAACAAAAGUUAGAAAAUAUUUUGAAAAUUUUUUUCAACUAAAAAAUAUAACUUUAAAUAAAUAUUUGAUAUAUACAUGUGGAUUACACCACAGUCUUGUAUUUCACAAUUUGCAAAGUUUAUCUCUGUGCGGAAAUCUCUUAAGUAAUUGGAUAGACAUUUUUAAAAUUAUCAGUCUUGCUAAAGAAUUAUCCUAUCUGAACGUAUCAGAUAAUAAGUUUACAAAAUUGACUCUGCAGUCUGUUUUCGCCAAGCAUAUACGGGGUUGUGGCAAGGUAGGUGAAAAUGGGGAACCCAACAAAGGUACUAACACAGGAGAAGAUUGUUCAAAUGAAGAAAACUGCUCAAAUGAAGAAAACCGCUCAAAUAUACAUAAUCAUUGUAUUCAUGACGACUUGAUAUAUUUUGAUCAAAUCAAAGAAUUGUGCAUUGACAAUGCAAUGAUUGAUUGGGAAGAUGUUCUGAUUCUUUCCUUUGUCUUCCCCAAUAUGGAAAUUCUGAGCUUGAAAAAGAACUACCUGACCAACAUCAGAAUAAGAAAUGUAGACCUUACGAAUUCUCCAGUACUUCUCCUAUAUGUUCAGAAUGCGAAAUAUAGAAAAAUAUUGCAAUCUAGUAUGGAUGAUGAAUUAACCAAUGUCCAAUCAAAUGCAAAAGUUAGUAAUCUCAAAGAGUCUAUACAUGCAAAAACUUCAACAAAUGUAACUAACUGUGGAACAAAUGGGGACUCAGAUCUGAGUGAAAUCAAACAAGAGGAAGAAAACUUAAACAAAAUAGAGAAUAAAAUUAAUAUAGUGGAAAAAAUUGAAAUAGAUAUAUGCUCUUUUAAAAAAUUAAAAAAAAUAGUUCUUAACGACAAUUAUUUACACGACUAUGAAGAUAUGUUUUACUUCAUCUACAAAACAAAGUCUAUUCAAUCAGUGUUUCUAAAGAACAAUAAAUUUCCAGAUAAUGAUAAUUUAGUAGAUAUUGCUCGAAAUAUGUGUAUAAAUCCGGAUGAGAAAAAUAAAAAAAUGGAUACCCAAUCUGAUUUGCUUCAAAAAAUAAAUGAAAAAUUUAGUCAUUUGAAAGAGUUACUAUUUGAUAAUAACAAAAUAGAAAAUUACGAAACAAUACGAGACCUCUUUUACAUAUUCUACCAUUUAGAAAUCUUAAAUUUUCAGAACACAAAAAAUAAUUUAGGACUUAAGAAAAAUCUCCGAUAUAUAUUUGUAUCCAUCUUGCCCAUGUUGAAAAUAUUGAAUAGGAGUUCAAUAAAUAAAAAUGAGCGCAUAAAUUCGGAACGAUUUUUCAUAUCAUUGUAUCGAAAGGAUCAUGUGGCAAAGAUAUUUAACGAACCUGUGCUUAACCACAGGCACAGCCAGCGUCUCGAACGGGUGCACUACGAAUCCCCUCAGGACCAAGCCAGUGAUGAAAUGCCCAAGGGAAUGCAGAGCAACCUAAUUAACAUCACAAUAAUUCCGGAAUUUCUGAACUCCCAAAAUUUUGACAUCGUAAAGAAAAAGGUUAAUAAGCACAUGAACAUAAAAGAUUUGAAGUACUUGUGUUCGAGACUGUAUUCUGUCCCCCUCCCCAAGUUACAGUUAUUUUAUACAGACGAGAACAAUCCUAUGUGCAUCGAAAUCGUAGACACCAAUUCAAGUCUAUACACGUACGGAAUUGACAACAACUCGAAAAUAAAGAUUAAGAUGGAGCAAUAA